Molecule: messenger RNA, 4907 nt
Organism: Cygnus atratus (black swan)
Lineage: Eukaryota; Metazoa; Chordata; Aves; Anseriformes; Anatidae
Gene: TENT4B
Product: terminal nucleotidyltransferase 4B
Exons: 12
Coding region: 130-2196 (688 amino acids)
Biological process (GO): RNA 3'-end processing
Cellular component (GO): nucleolus; TRAMP complex
Molecular function (GO): poly(A) RNA polymerase activity; mRNA binding
Source: RefSeq, a predicted model, not a curated record
GGCAGGCGCGGAGCUGCCCUUCCAUAGGAGCCGCCAUUAGCGCUGGGACCCGCUGACAGGGUCUCGGCGGCGGCGGCCGGCGCGGCGCGGCGCGGGGAGCGGAGGCAGCCGGGGUGGGGUCCCCGUUUGAUGGAUCCCCGGAUCGCCUGGUUCCAGCCAGAGCAGCUCGGCCCCUCGAACCGCCUGUGGAUGCAGAUCUGGGAGACCACGCAGGGGGUCCGCAACCUCUACUUCCAGCAGCAGCAGCAGCAGGAGCAGCAGCAGCAGCAGCAGAGCGCCCCCGCCGGGGCCGGCCCGGCCUCCCCGCCCGGCAUGUACCGCGCCCCCCGCGCCGACCCCCAGCCCGACUUCCUGCCGCUCGAGAGCGCCAACAACCAGCACAACCGCAGCCUCCGCCAGGCCUCGCCGCCCCCGGGGGCCGCCGCCGCCUGGGCCCGGCCCGCCCGGGGGGUGCCGCCCGCCGCCGCCGCGGCCGCCGCCGCGGCCGCCGCCGCCAGCAACAAGAGGAAGCGCGACAACAAGGCCAGCACCUUCGGCCUCAACUACAGCCUGCUGCUGGGGCCCCCCGGGCAGGGCCGGGCCCCCGCCCUGGGCGACGGGCCGGCAGGCAGGGCCCAGGCCGGCCUGGCCGAGCCGCCCUACACCGGCACCCCCUGGAAGAAGCGGAACUACAGCCAGGGAGUCGUGGGUCUCCAUGAAGAAAUCAUUGACUUUUAUAAGUAUAUGUCUCCCAGACAUGAAGAAGAGAGAAUGCGGAUGGAAGUGGUGAACAGGAUAGAAAACGUUAUAAAGGAGCUCUGGCCUAAUGCAGAUGUGCAGAUAUUUGGAAGUUUUAAAACUGGUUUAUAUUUACCUACGAGUGAUAUUGAUUUAGUUGUGUUUGGAAAAUGGGAGACAUUACCUCUUUGGACGCUGGAAGAAGCUCUUAGAAAGCACAAUGUAGCAGAUGAAAACUCAGUAAAGGUUUUAGAUAAAGCAACUGUACCUAUUAUUAAACUGACAGAUUCCUUCACUGAAGUAAAAGUUGAUAUCAGCUUUAAUGUACAGAAUGGGGUUAAAGCAGCCCAGCUCAUCAAAGAUUUUAUCAAGAAAUACCCUGUAUUACCCUACCUAGUUUUAGUAUUGAAACAGUUCCUGUUGCAGAGGGAUCUUAAUGAAGUAUUCACGGGUGGAAUUGGUUCUUACAGUCUUUUUUUAAUGGCUGUCAGUUUCCUUCAGCUGCAUCCAAGAGAAGAUGCCUGCAUGCCCAGUGCCAACUAUGGUGUUCUUUUAAUAGAGUUCUUUGAGUUAUAUGGACGUCACUUCAAUUAUCUGAAGACUGGAAUCCGAAUAAAGGAUGGUGGCUCUUACGUUGCCAAGGAUGAAGUGCAAAAAAGUAUGCUGGAUGGCUAUAGACCAUCAAUGCUGUAUAUUGAAGAUCCGUUACAGCCAGGUAAUGAUGUUGGGAGGAGUUCAUAUGGUGCCAUGCAAGUGAAACAGGCCUUUGAUUAUGCCUAUGUUGUUUUGAGCCAUGCAGUUUCCCCAAUAGCUAAAUAUUAUCCCAACAACGAAACCGAAAGUAUAUUAGGUAGAAUAAUUAGAGUAACACAAGAAGUGGCCACGUACAGAGACUGGAUAUCAAAACAGUGGGGAAUGCAAAGUAGGACUGAGUCUUCAUGUAAUGGUAAUGGAGUAACUUUGAUAGUAGAUAAUCAGCAGCUGGACAAAUGCAACAAUAAUCUUGCUGAAGAAAAUGAAGCACUGGGAAAACCUAGAAAUAAAACUUCAGAAACACUUAGUAAACAUUCUUCAAAUUCUUCAUCGGGUCCUUUAUCAUCGUCAUCAUCUACACUGUCCAGUUCUAGUGAUGUAGAUUCUGAUGGAACACCUUGCAAAACCUCUAAACAAUUGAGUUGUCGUCAGUCUACGACAAACAGAGUGGGGUCACAAGAAGUGUCACUGGAAUCCUCCCAGUCAAGUGGGAAAACACAAAAUAGCCAAACAGCCAAUACAUCCAGCAACACGAACAAAUCUCAGCAUGGAUCUGCACGGUUAUUUCGCUCUUCUAACAAAGGCUUCCAAGGUCCAGCAAACUCAAGCCACGGUACCUCAGUCACAAACAAACAACAUCAAGGCAGCAAAUCACACCAUCAGUACUUCCAUGGCAAAAAGAGGAAACACAAGAGGGAUGCAACCCUUUCAGACCUUUGUAGAUAGUUGCCUAUUUUAUGACUGUUCUUCUGUGUGCAAUGAUCUCAUGCUACAGGAUAGUUUGAUAGUGACUCCUUGGAUCUCUUCCGGAGCUUCAGACUGUUCAGACAUUGAUUAGCAACUGCAUUUUUUUUUCCCAGCUCGCCACGGAACGGAUCAUGAAGAUUGAUCACUGAAAAAAAAAAAAAAAGAAAAAAAAAGAAAAAAAGGAAAAAAAAGAAAAAAAUAAUAAUAAAAAAGAAAAAAAUAAAAAAAAUAAGGAAAAAGGCUGCUCAUUUGAUAAGUCAUAUGCUACAACAGGGUCAUUUAGGAUAUAAAAGCUUGAAUGUAAAAUAAAUGUAUUUCCCAUCAGCUCAUGCUGACCUGUAGGGGUAGUACUCAGUGUGUCUAGGGGUGGUAACAAACAAAAAAUAGGAAAAAAGGCAAAAAAUUGUAUUUUGAGGGAAACCCAGCCUUUAAAGGUGAAAGUAAUUUGUGCAUGAUUUUUUUUAUUAUUUUUGCAUAUACUUACCAUUUUAUUGUGUAUAUAUAGAUGACCAUAUAGGAAAACUGACAUUUGUAAUAGUGGAUUUGUUAAUACUUUUUACAUAACAUUACUGUUUAAAUUGUAAACAUAAAUUUUUCUCAGGAUUAGUUUGGAAAAUAAUUUGAAUUGUCAUCUUAACAUCCAUAUAAAGAGACAUUACUAGUUAUAUUGCUCAGAAUUUCUUUUCUUGGCAUUUCAAAGAUUUAAUAGAACAUUUGAUCUGCAAAAGCUGUUCCUCUGAAAGAAAGGUUUAUAGUGGCAAAUGAAAUUUUUUCAUUUGUGUAAAGUGUAGAUGUACUUCGUGUAGACACUGAGCUUGUCAUCUCGGAGAAGUAACCUUCACCUUGUUUUCUAGAGUGCCAUCAUUUCAGGCAAUGGGGUUUUAUAGUUGCACCUUCUUUCUCUUCCUUGCCUUAGUGGUCCCCCCCUCUUUUUUUUUCUGUUUUUCCUUUUUUCUUUUUUUGUUUCCACUUUGGGGGGUUGUUUGGUUGGUGUUGAUGAUUCUUUUUCUCCCCCCUCCUCCUCCCCAGUUUAAAAAACAAAACCAAAACAACUCAGUUUGUUACAGACGUUUGCAUUCCUGGGCUGCUUAAAUCCCAUGCCUCUUUGUUUGUGCCUUCCCUCCCAUUUCCAGGUCUGUUUUUUUCUUUUAUAUUUAUGCUAAUUCCUGUAGGAGAUGAUAACUGUUGAAGCUUUAAGUAAAUUUUACAAUUAAAGUAUUUUUUCUCACUCCCCUCUAAGGCAUUUUUAUAUUUACACUUAAUAAUUAAAAACAAAACAAACAAAAAACCUUCAAAUAAUGAAAUAUAUUUUAUAUUGCCUUAAAGACCCAAAUCUUUCAUAUCUCAUAGUAUUUCUUUGUUGAUCUAGUUAUCACUUCAUUUAAACUCCGCAUUUGUCUGGUUCAGUCACAUUUUAAGCCUAGGCUGCAGUAAGCUUGAUGCCAUGAAUGCGAAUCAAAUGUGUAACUACAGGCAUAGUUUGGAAAAGGGGUUGGGACACUUCAAUGGUAAAAUGUUAAGUGGCAUUUACUUUCACACAUUUCUUUAAAGAGGAAAGUCUGUACUUAGCAUACGUGGCUGUAUUUAAUGCAGCUGUUCUGGAGAUGAUGCUUUUAUAAAAAGUACUAUUAGCUAUUAAAAACUUCUUUUUAUAUACAUUUGCAGAAUUCUACAGACCAACCUGACCUUUACUGGGCACUAAUGAGUGCAAUGAUUUUAAAAGUAAAAUAAUGCUGAAAGACCAGAACUGGUGUCAUCACUUAAAUUAAUAAACAUUUUCAAUGUGUUAAAGUGUUUUACUUCAAAAAGGAAAAAAUAUAUAUAUAUUCCAAAAAUGUUGAAAGUCAUAACAGUUGCUCAAACACUAAGCUUAAGUGAUGUUAAUUUGACAAUAUUUUUUAAAAUUUUUAGAUUCAUAUUUUAAUUUGAGAUAAUUUUAUCAACACGAUGUUGAGCUUUUGUUCAUAGAAACUAGUAAAAGUUAUACCACAUUAUGCAUAAUCACAGUAUUUAUUUUGUUUUAGAUUAUUGUGAAUGUGUAGACUUAAGUUCACCGCUUAGGGAACAAUUAUUUAUAAAUUAUAUUAAUCCAGUAUUGUUAGCUGCUAUUAGCAAAACUGUUCCAAAACUUAAUACUUGCAAAGAUCUGUAUCGCAUUUACCACACUGAAGUGUUUUUAAAAGAAUCACCCUCAUUGUUGAAAGCAAAUGUACUCUUAGGGUGCAGAUAUUAGUGUUCCAAUAAGCAUGUGAUAAUUUUAAGGUGGUGGUAGCGGGAAGAUAAUCUUGAUUCCAUUGGGAAUCUUAGGUUUGCCUCAAUUUAUGGUUUUCAUAAAUUUAAUGGAAAAUAGCUUUUCCUGGACUGCUCAAGUUUCUUUUUGGUAAACAGUAUCUUUCUAAAAGAAGAAAAAAAAAAAAGCAUGAAGGAAGAAUUGAGGUAUUUUACAUUGCCUCAAAUGACCAGCAUUGUAUUCAUAAAAUACUGUAUAUCUUGCAAAUCUUUAUUUAAACAGAACAGUUGAACUGUUCAUUUUUCAAUCUGAAGUAAAAUACUUUCAAGACCUUUUAGUUUGCCUGCUCAUUUGUCUUGUACAUUUCAUCUCUGUAUUUGACUCAAGUCUAAUUCCUUUUUGAGUUUCAAUACUUUUGUGAAGAUUUUGUGAAUAUAUGAAAAAUAAAUGUUUAAUCUAA